Acanthaster planci (crown-of-thorns starfish) is the source of this 5379-nucleotide messenger RNA. RefSeq lists its product as uncharacterized. NCBI's taxonomy places the organism in Eukaryota, Metazoa, Echinodermata, Asteroidea, Valvatida, Acanthasteridae. The record is from RefSeq and is a predicted model, not a curated record.
UGAAUGUAGUCUGGUGACUGGACCUCCUGUUCAGGCGAUAAAAAUAGCAAUUUGUGUUGGCGGGGAUCAGAUGGCAAUUUGUGUACAUAUUUUGACAGGUUGAUAAACAACAUGUGGAACACGUGUGUGUGAAGCAAACCAGGUGAAACGAGGCACCAGCAAGAAAAGUUAUUACUUGAAACAGUGCACCAGUGGCAUGGAUUAAGUGGCUGAUUCUGCUGAUGGCACAGAGCCUGGAAGUAGUAAUGCUGUUUGGACCACCUUUCGCUGGGAAAACGGCAUACUACAAACACCACCUUAAGAGGAGUCAUGAGAGGGUGUCAGCUGUCGAUCUGUUCAGAGAAGAUUCAGACCUGGGAUUGAGACAGGUCAUCUUAAAAAUUGUAUCUCUACUGAAACAAGGAAAAAGAGUAGUCAUUGACGAUGAAAAUUGGUCAAAGAGUACGCGACUGUCGUAUGUCAAGUCCAUAUCAGCUAAGGUUCCUAACUGCAAGUUUCGCUGCAUAAAAUUCAACACUGAUGGACCACUUGCCCUCCACUGGUUGCAAGAAUGGUCUCUCGCAAAGAGCAUUCUUAGUUGUGACGAGAGGUCAUUGGAUGAUUGGGCUCGGUGUGAAGCCAGGAUAUCACGAUGGUUUGGAGACGAUGUUACAGGACGAAGACCAGAGAUACCUACGGCAGAGGAGGGCAUAAGUCUUCAAGAUAUCCAGGUCAAAUUGGUCGCUGAUGAUGUGGACUAUAAGUUCGAAGUUCCUGCUCUCUUCAUCGAGUGGGAGGGCAUUUGUCAACAAAAGGAAGAUGGAACUAACCGAUCCCUUGAGGGUACCAGGGAAGUCCUACAGACCUGGACAUCGUGCAACCCAUGGGGGCGCAUUAUUAUCAUCUCACACGGGUCAUGCAGUGAUGAUGCUAUAUCAAAGGUGCCCGACAAUUGGACGGUCAUCAGCAUGAAGCAGGCCCUGAUGGACCUCUGUCAGUCUCUUCCAAGCCCUGUCUACUUUUACCACCACUCAGACCCAAAAUCCUCUCCGUCUUUUGCCACACCCCCUCAGCCUGGUACCCUAGCGUUCCUUCAGCGGUUUCACCAUAUCCACCUGUGGCAUAGGGGCACCUUGUACCUCUAUCAUACCAUGGAUCAUGCAGACGGGGCUCGUGCUGCUGGAGUGAAUUGUCUCAAAGCAGCUGCGGCCCUCCAGAGCCCUAGCUUGGUGUGCCUGAGCCAGUGCUCUGCCAGAGAGGAUCCAGAUCCUAUUUUGAAAGACAUAAAGCUGAUUGGUCAUUCUGAAUUGGAUCAGCAGAGGUCAACACCCAGAAUUCCUUUGUACUCUGAUGCUGUUGCAUCAGGGGAGAAAGUAUGUUUUGUCCUGGAAUCUGACUGCAGACGAACUCUUGGAAUCUGCUUCAGAGAUAGGAAUACAUUAGACAGGUAUCAAGAGCUGUAUGCGGAAACAGCCACUAAGAUAAUGGCCUCAGGGACCAAAAUGGUCACCUGCAUUCCAGACAACCCAGUCAUUAAUGGACAGAGACAAAUCACUGACAGUGUUGACUCAUCUCAACAAGAGGCCGUGACAUCUCAACAACCAAUCACCCUGACAGCCUCCAAACCUGAGACCCAGCAGACCACACGAGGGCUCCCUUCUUGGAUGCUGUCCCAGAGCCUCAAGAAGACCAAGAAAGUGGAUCGGCUGAUUGGUGGUGAAUCGUUUGAGGACAGUAGUCUGGAAGAACCAGCAAGGAAGAAGAAAAGUGACGUGUCUCCACUGCUGAGUACUGUCUACUGUAUGAGUCCUGCCGAGCUGUGUGAGACUGCAUGGAUGAUUCUGAAAGAGGAUCAUGAUCUUGACAGCUCCCGGCAAGCAGACCGAGAAGAUUCAUCAUUAUCCAGAGAAACUCAGGAGCUAAGGACAAUCACAAAAGAUGCUUCCAUCCUAGUUAACCACUCAGAGGAUAGCAUAUCAGCUGAAUCAAGGAGUGACAUGCACACAGAGUCUGGAGGAGAGGAGGCACGUCUCCUUGACGACAUCUUUAUGGUCUCGUCGCCAGGCAUGAAACCACCUCCAAGAAAAGCAAAGUUUCCUAAGAAGAGUCAGAAGUACUCUAAUAGUUCCUCUGCCCGUCCUGAGUGUUAUGCCCCUGAGACUGUAAUGAGUGUUCCAGAGACUGCUGGCUACACUGCAGCAUCUAUAGGACCAAAGGAAUCUACCAUUGCCCUUGUAGGUGAGUCCUCUACGAAACAGAUCGAAACAGGGACAAAAGAAAGCAGAGGGCCUGAUUUCUCCUUUUUGGAUGACAUAUUUUGAAAUCAGUGCUGUUUCACUUCACAUAGCGAUUGUUUUAAAAUAAUGCUUCACAAUAUUCAAUAACCUAAACACAGAAUAGCCAUUCUUUAAGUAUGCAUCCCACAAAGUGUAAUGAGUGUUUAUUUAUGCUAACGUGCCCUUUCAAAGCAUAUUCAAAUUCGGGACUUAAAAUUCUAGCUACUGGUUUGGAGUGGUUUGAAGGGUUCUACGAGACUGUUUACAAGCUAACUGCAUUAAUGCAGUAGCUAAACCACAGAGUGAAGGUUAUUACCUCUAUAAAGAUUUGUUCCCUCCAUUUUGCAUAGCAGGAAGCACUUUGUUUCCGCCAUUUUAUGACAUGCUUUCUAAAAAAAAUAAAUGAUUGAGUUACCAACAGGACUUGCAUCAAAUGGACCUCACCUGGUGUUUUUCUCAGCCGUAAAAGCCAGAUGAAGGAGCUUUUAGAUCCUCGUUCCUACUGAAAUUUCAUGAAGCUGAAGGUUUCAAAGCAAUUUUAGCAAUAUUCAAUAUUUAGUUGGAACGGUCCUUUUUUUUUCGCCCGAGGAGAGGGAGUGUUUGAGGGUAGAUAAUUAUGGAAUGUCCCACCAUCUCCAAACAUCCUUCCUUUAUCUACCCCUGUAUACAAAAAAUCAAUGUCUUCUAUUUUUUCUGCCAUUUACAGAUUUUUUGGUCAUUAUAUCAGGCUUGUAUAUUUCAUUGACGUUUUCUUUGGUACAAGUGGACCUAGUCAAAAUAAAAGGCCACUUGUUUAAAUAAAUUGGCUUUUGUUUGGACUUUUUAUCCAAAUAGGGUUUGAUUUUGUCAAUAUGGCUAAAUUUCACUGGAAUGAGGAAUUAUUAACUGUAUUAGUGUCAGCCAUUGAGUCAAGAAUGAAAUUCAGGAUUAAUGAUGAUGUGUUCUUGAUUUGAUCCUGACGAAAAGACUGUUAAAUAGUCCUCUGCUUUAAAACAAAUUCAAAGCUCACGACUAACUGAACACUUGCUACUGAUGAAUGAGAGAAUAAGUAGUGGGAAAUGGAAAUCAAAUAGGCCUCGCCAGCGAUCAAUCAUUUUUCUUUGUCUCCAAUGGGCUUUUCCUUUCUCUUUCAGUUUUUCUUCCCUGUCGUCGAUUAAAUUUGCCCCCGUUGUUUUUCCGUGUGUUUAGGGCAAACAGUGCGAUCACGUUCUGUUUAAAAGCCAUGCCUGGAGAUUCCUGCACAAAUACAGGGCAUUUUUGAGUGUCCAUUGGUGCGAGACUGGUAACAUGGUUUGCUUUUUAUCAGCUGAACAAGAAGCGACGCCAUUCGGUUAGCCUCCUGUCAGGUUUCUCGACGGUUGAUUUAUUGAAGACUUUUAAUAUUAAUUAAAACACGGCUAAUUCUGGUGUAUGGGCUCUUUAUGGGUUUGCAAUUUUCGUUGUAAUGACAAAAGGCGCCAUUUUGGACGAACGCUUUUCAUAUCUGUUGCUAGGCGCUGGCGAUGCUAGAUUCGACUUCAGGAGUUAAGAGAAAUUGACCGAGCUUUCGCCGACUUCCUCAUUUGUCUACACGAGGCGCCAAAUUAAUCUCGCUACCAUUUGUCCAGUUUAAAACUCGUUUGUGGUCCUGAUAUACCGAUGCCUUACCCUCAUUAAAAAUUAACAGGUUGUGUAAAACUGGCAACGCUUACCGACCAUAUGGUCCUUUGUCACUCCGGCAGCCUAAUAUGUUAUCGCGGUUUAUUUUGACUCUCCACAGUGCUGUUAUGAGACGGAAUUUGGAAUCAUUAUGAUGUCAGAUUAAAAGCAUGAUGAUAUUUGCAGAGCUGCAUUUAUUGAGGAUUUUACUUUCAAAUUAAAAUAUGUUUUGUGUCCGGCACUCUUCAGCGGUGGGGUCAUUUUUAUGCGACUGUUUGGGACCGCAGCGUCUGCAAGUCCCUUUGGAUUACCUAUGGCGGGGCUGGUAAGCUUCAGGACCCCCAUUAAUCAUCAACAGGAUUGUUUACUCAGAGUGAAAAUAGCCUUGCAUGUGACACGAAGUGUCUGCAUGAAACGAUCCGCUUUGAUUCGGGCAUUCCUCUACAUCAUUCGAAAAUAAACAUGACCGUUCAUGAAGUGGUAACUUCGGAGCAGGGACGCGUAUUCGAUAAACAUAACGACCGCAGCUGAACCUUUUCAUGUUUAACUUAUUAAAUUUCUGCGAUCAAUUUCUUUCUGGAAUUGUGGGUGCAUUCUAUCAUGUUAGAAUUUUUCAAAGGAUGCAUUAUGUUGAAAGAAUAUUGACCAGUUUCCCUGUCAUGGUGUUUUCUUGUUAUAUUUUAAGUGAGAGUUUUUGUUCAUUCAGAAAAUUCUGCUAGCCGGGUCACUUCUUAUCAAGGACCUUUACAUGUAUAAUCAAAAUAAUGAAUGUGUUUAAAUGAACUCCAGCCCUUCAUCAAAUUGAACUGAAGCCAUCUUAUUCUAAAAUAAUCUUACACAGUUUCCCUUGCACUGUUUGUUGUGAAAUCAUCACUGAGUUUGUAUUUUCUUUUCUUAAUUUCUUAAAUAAAUACAUACACAAAUUCAUGAAUUCAAAUUCGGAGCAGUAUUCCCAUACACUAUCAAAACCAUAUCAGGAUUGGUCCUUUGUAUUGAAACGUUUAAGUUUCCUGUAAUUUUUUCUUUUCCAAGUUUACAAACUUUGAAGCAUGCUCACUUCAAGCUAAAUAUUUGGGGUCAUCUUAAACGGAUAAAAAAAUAUAAACUACUGUGUCGGUACGGUAAAUAUUUUACAGUGUUGUGAUAAAAAUAUUAGAUUAAAACUUAGAGCUUCUUAAAUUAAAUUACGUAAAUUAAAUUUAGGAUUGCACAAUACCCGAUUUACUGUAUGUACAUUUAAUUUGCACUGUUCACAUUGUAUCAGUCACGUGUUUGUUCCGUUGAAGCCAUAACCCACUGUCUUUGUUGUUGACGCAUGUCAUCUGGGAUAUGUCGUUUGUCUGGUCUUCGUACCCAACCUAGCUAAAUUCGUCUAUUCGAUGCGGUUUAUCUGUUGUGUUAUCGACUAAGUAACCGUUUUCUUCGAUCUUUCCUGACUUUUUGUAGGCUAUUAUAUUUGAUGUAUUAAAUGCCAGGGAUGACAAGA